AUGGGGGAUGGCAAAAUUAAGGGCAAUCUUAUCUCCAAAGAACCAGACUGGUCUAUCCGACCCGAUGAAAACUUGCUCCCCCCAGGCCGUGAUUCGCUUUGGCCGGAACUCGUUUUAGAGACAGGAGUAUCGGAGAGCCUAAGUGAACUCAUGAAAGACGCUAGGUUUUGGCUAUCAAACAGCAUUGGUGACAUGAAGAUGGUCCUAGUCAUAUCAGUGAACUCAAAAGUCCCACACAUCAGAUAUCGAUGUGUGGUGGUUUCGAGCACAUCCGUCGGCCGCAAUGGGUGUGUUCAAUAUGUUUAUUCAACGCGACACGAGAUGGAGCAGACUAGGGAUGCCACUGGAGCUGUUGUAACUACGAAUGGCCCAAUCACCAUUCAUUUCGACGAACUUUUUCUCCGGCCACCCGUUGCUCCCGAAGCGGAUAUCACUUUGGACUCCGUGAAUUUGGAUCGUAUGGCGCGCAGCAUCUGGAACAGUGUCCUCAAGAUUUAA
Molecule: messenger RNA, 498 nt
Organism: Penicillium taxi
Lineage: Eukaryota; Fungi; Ascomycota; Eurotiomycetes; Eurotiales; Aspergillaceae
Exons: 1
Coding region: 1-498 (165 amino acids)
Source: RefSeq, a predicted model, not a curated record